Heterotrigona itama is the source of this 1452-nucleotide messenger RNA. The record is from the annotation of a GenBank genome assembly. NCBI's taxonomy places the organism in Eukaryota, Metazoa, Arthropoda, Insecta, Hymenoptera, Apidae.
AUGGUUGUGAUGACCAUGACAGCGGUGGACUACGACGACCCGAGCGAGGGUACGAACGCCAAACUGAUCUACUCGAUCGAGAAGAACGUGAUCGAGGAGGAGACUGGCUCGCCAAUAUUUGAAAUCGAAUCGGAAACCGGCGUGAUAAAGACGGCGGUAUGCUGCUUGGACAGGGAACGUACACCGGAUUAUUCGAUACAGGUGGUAGCGAUGGAUGGAGGGGGGUUAAAGGGUGAGUUGAAAAUCAAAAAACGACGAUCCAUGGCCCGAGAGAGAGUGUUUUCACACGUUGUUCACGUGACGAUCGUUCGCCAAUAUUUAGGGACAGGGACGGCGUCUAUACGAGUGAAAGAUAUAAACGACAUGCCGCCCCAAUUUACGAAGGAGGAGUGGUUCACCGAGGUGGAUGAAACGGAAGGUCCAGAUCUGCCGGAAAUGCCGAUUCUCACGGUCACCGUGCACGACGAGGACGAGACGAACAAAUUCCAGUACAAGGUGAUUGAGAGUAGCGGUUACGGUGCUGAUAAAUUCACCAUGGUGAGGAACAACGAUGGCACCGGCUCGUUGAAGAUCGUGCAGUCGCUGGACUACGAGGACCAAUUGCAGAGCAACGGUUUCAGAUUUAGGAUACAAGUGAACGAUAAGGUAGCCAGAGAAUGGAAAAUUACAAAUCUCUGUGGCGAGGACAACGACAACGACAAGUACCACGUCGCGUAUUCGUGGGUGGUCGUGAAGCUGCGCGAUAUAAAUGAUAAUCAGCCCCAAUUCGAGAAGGCGAAUAUCGAGGCCACGGUGCCGGAGAAUGCUCGCAUUGGUAGCAGCCUGCAGACGUUCACGGCCACAGAUCCCGAUCAGGGUGGCAAGAGCAAGGUGUUCUACUCGAUCGAUAGGAGUUCCGAUCGCAAGAGGCAAUUCUCCAUCAACGAGAAUGGCACGGUGUCCAUUCAAAGGAGCCUCGACCGCGAGGAGACUCCCAGGCAUCAGGUGAAAAUUUUGGCCAUCGACGAUGGAAUCCCGCCGAAGACAGCAACGGCCACGUUGACGGUGAUCGUGCACGACAUAAACGACAAUCCGCCGCGAUUCUUGAAGGACUACAGGCCAGUGUUGCAGGAACACUCGCAGCAGAAGAAAGUAGUGGAGAUCUCGGCGACGGACGACGACGAUCGAUCAAAGAGCAACGGGCCGCCGUUCACUUUCAGAAUGGACCCGAAGGCCGACGACGUGAUUCGUGCCAGUUUCAAAGUCGAGAGCGAUAACAAGGGAGCGAACGGUGAUGGCAUGGCCAUUGUUUCGUCGUUACUGUCGUUCAAUAGAGAACAACAAAAGGAAUACUUGAUACCGAUCGUCAUCAAGGACACGGGCACCCCGUCGAUGUCUGGGACCAGUACCUUAACGGUUAUUAUCGGCGAUAUCAACGACAACAAAAUGCAGCCUGGCUCGAAGGACAUUUUU